This is a messenger RNA of Heterobilharzia americana, 4856 nucleotides long. Lineage: Eukaryota; Metazoa; Platyhelminthes; Trematoda; Strigeidida; Schistosomatidae. The record is from the annotation of a GenBank genome assembly.
AAAAUAAUCUAUAUUGAUUACAGUUAUCAAGUUUUAAUAGACAUUCCUUUUUAUUUCCCAACAGUCUUACUCCCGAAGGAUCCGGUAUAUACCACAUCUCAUAACAAGCAAGUGAAUCUCUAAGGGUUUGUUGGCCUUACAGUAGUUUCUUGUUCUUCUUCAUUGAUCGUUGAAAAAUACCAUCUUCGACUAUUUCAUUCAAGAUUUACUUUUUCCCCUGAGGCUUAACUGAAUGAGAACCUAAUUACAAUUAAUACAGAACAACUUUUUAUUUACUUUUUUUUACCAAUAUUCAUCGAUUAAUGAUAGUGUGAUUAUGAAAUAUGCAAGAACAUAUCAAUUGUGACCCUAGCAGCAAGUGUAUCGAAUUGUACUCAUCUAAACAACUAUUGUUAUGAAUAUCCAUUGAAGCGUGGAAUCAGUCUUGGUGUUAUUACUUUCUUCUACUUGUGCAUAUAUUGACAGAAAUCCUGUGAAAAAUCCCUUAAGAUCUGCAGAUUAUUUGUUACCCCCUUGAGGAUUCACAUAGAUCCAUUUUAUGCAUAUACACGUACAUGCACACACACAUGCGUAAAUUUGAUCGAUUUCUACUGUUCUCAAUGAAAAAAGGUGAGUGAAGCCAGUCACCACUGAUAGCACUGUAUUCAACGUAAAUAUCAAACAUUAUAUCAGUGUAAUGGCCACAACAAUGAGUUUAUCUACAAAUAUUGAUUUGUCAUCACGUGGACAUGAUAUAAUGCUGCAAAGCAAUACUAACUCAUUAGAUCAGUCUAUUCCACCACAAUUAUUCACUCAACUAGGAUCGAUAUCAUCAAUAACACGCGAUUCAAGUGAUUUACGCUCAAAUCUAAAUAUGGUGGACAGACAUUUAAACAAUAAUAAUAAUAAUUUCCCAUUUAUGCAUGAUUCACAAUAUUCAAUACCGAAUCAGUUGACAUCGAAUUCACACUUGAUCAAUACACCGAAUACUUCAAAUUAUUUUACACAAUCUACGAAUUUAUCCGCAGCUGCAUGUGUAGGGAUGUUCCAACAGCAGCAACAACAACACCAACAACAUCAGCAUCAACAUUCAGAUUUGAAACGUGAUGAUUAUGAAAUGUUAAGUGUGGCAACAGAUCCAACGAAUCAAUUCGGUUUGGUACGUUCAUGGAUAGCUCAGCAACAACAUCAUCAUCUUCAUCAUAAUUCACCAGAGUGUACAACUUCCUCACCAGAUCACUCUAACUUUACGCUAAUCACUGGAUCAAAUCAACUGCAUAGUUGUUUUGCAAAUCAAUCACAAAAUAAUUUUAAUCAUAUUGUGCCAAUAUCACCAAUUCCUGGAGGGAAACAGAAUACUACUACUAAUGCCAACAAUAAUAGUAAUGGUAACAACGGUAACGAUAAUAAUAGUAAUAGUAAUAAUAAUAAUACUAUUAGUACGCAUAAUAAUGGUGGAAUGGUUUCGGCAUAUUCAGCCGUUGCAGCCGUACAUCAUUUAACGCAAAUGAGCAAUCAGAUGGUUGGUGCAGUGGCUGCUAAUCAUAACCAUCACAACAAUAACAAUAAUGGAAACGAUCCAAUUAGUUGUUUAUUUGACAGUUCAACGGGUUCAAUGAUCAAUUCUCAUGUUUCAUUUACCAACAGAGGUUUAUCAAACCACGUAACUACUGGGACAAGGUAUUCACAUUGUACACCACGAAUGGAAGUGGCCUGGGCCCGUUUUGAAAAACAACCACCGAAUAAUUUACGUAAAAGCAAUUUUUUCCACUUUAUCAUUGCUUUAUAUGAUCAGAAUCGGCAUCCAAUAGAAGUGGAACGUGCUGCAUUCAUUGACUUUGUAGAAAAGGACAAGGAACCAGAGGGUGAGAAAACCAAUAAUGGGAUUCAUUAUCGGAUACGUUUACUAUUUGCUAAUGGUGUUCAACAAGAUCAGGACUUGUAUAUUCGACUGGUGGAUUCAUCUACAAAACAACCUAUUGCCUAUGAGGGGCAAGAUAAAAACCCUGAAAUGUGUCGAGUAUUACUUACACACGAAGUGAUGUGUAGUCGGUGUUGUGAGCGAAAAAGUUGUGGCAAUCGAAAUGAAACUCCAUCGGAUCCUGUAAUAUUAGAUCGGCAUUUUCUAAAAUUUUUUAUGAAAUGCAAUCAGAAUUGUUUAAAAAAUGCUGGAAAUCCACGUGAUAUGCGACGAUUUCAGGUUGCAAUAUCAUCAACUCAUGCAAUUGAACGUAAAUUACUUUGCAUAUCAGACAAUAUGUUUGUGCAUAAUAAUUCAAAGCAUGGGCGUCGAAUUCGUAGAACAGAUCCAGCAGAUGGCGGUGUUUACUCAACUAUAAGUCCAGUGAUUAAAGCACUGAGUCCAAAUGAAGGAUGGGUUACAGGAGGUGAAACGAUCACAGUGAUUGGUGAGAAUUUUUUUCCUGGUCUACAAAUUGUUUUUGGAUCAACUGCCGUAUGGGGUGAACUGAUUACACAGCAUGCUCUUCGCGUCAGUACGCCUCCAAGACAUUUAUCCGGUGUUGUAGAAGUUACCUUGGCAUUUAAAAAUAAAACCUUUUGUAAAAACAAUCCCAGUCGAUUUGCUUAUAUUGCUAUGACUGACCCGACAAUUGAAUAUGGAUUUCAAAGAUUAUGCAAGAUUAUUCCACGACAUCCUGGUGAUCCAGAACGUCUACCACGUGAAUUAAUAUUAAAGCGUGCAGCAGAUUUAGCCGAGGCCUUGUAUACAAUGCCCAAUCGUAGUAUAGGAUUUCGAUCACCACCACCGCCUUCUGUACCAUCACAGCCGCCAUCUUCAUCAUCUUCCAUAUAUUGUACUGGUCAAGAAGAACAACAGCGUUUAACAGAUGGUAACCGAAAUUCAGACAGUCUUUGCACAACGAUUUCAAAAUUUCCUCCAUCAGAUAAUAAUAAUAACAGCAUGAAUAGUCGAAAUAUUUCGUUAUACCCUAAUAUCUCACCAAUGGAAAUGGAGUCGAUGAAUAGUUUCCUGGCACUGACUGCUCAUAGUGGUAUCAAUUUUUAUCCACAUGGAACAACACAAAUAACACCAUUAAAUGUUCCAAGUCUAGAUCUCAGUGAACAUCGUGAUCCUUUAACUUCACAGAAUCCAAGACUAAUACACAAAACAUUCUAUCCAUUUGGUGUUAAAGAACCAUCUCAGUGUAAUACAACAGGAGUUUCAACCCACUUAUUACAGUCAAACUCAGAUUCUACAUCGAUUGUCAAUGAUGAUAUUGUGAGUAUGAGUCAAAAUAGUCCUGGGAGUGGUGGGGCUACCAGUAGUUGUUUGGAAAGUGCUCACAGUGAAACUAACUGCCUGGAUAAUCCUAAUCGUAAUUCACCAUGUGAUUCUGAGCAUGAGGAAGUGAAUAACUCACCAGAUGUCAGUCGUCAUCAUCAUCAGCAGCAACAACAGCAACAGAAGCAUCACAAUACUAAUCAAACACACUCUCAUUCACAUACACAAUCAAGUCUUCAUCGAAAACAUCACCAACAGUUUAGUGGUAUCAAUGUAGAUGAUGGGGAAGAUGGUCGGUUAAAUGACAAUGAACCAGGUUUAUUGGUAGGAAACAAAAAAUCAAGAAUAUCAGAUAUCUAUGCAUCAUCCAUUCAUCAUCACCAUCAUCCGUUAAAGAGGCUACGCUGUGAUUGGUUGGUAGAGGAAAAAAAUCUUGAUGAAGGUAGACAACACCAUGAACUGUGUACGACCAAAUUGACUACUGAUUCAUUUCAAACUAUCUCAAGGAAUAUAGCACCAUUUCUAAGGCAUAUAAAUGAUGAUGCCAAUACUACACCUGAAACGAAUUCAUCAACUUCACUUAGAAAUUGUAAUGAAAAGCAAAUUGUUUCUCCAGGUUUUUUGCAAAGAGUAAAUAAUGCUUGUAUGUCUCAAGAGAAUAUGCUCAACUCGAAUAAUCGUUUAUUGAAAUCAGUGCAAGCAAAUGACAACUAUGCGUAUAAUGAACAUGGUGUUCAAACAAGUAACAAUGUUACACAAUCAAUUUGCCCUCAAAUAACUUCCUAUUCAAAACUAAAUAAAUUAUCCUCAGUUUAUGAGAACAGAGAUCUACAACAUAUUGGCUAUUCAAAGCCUAAUUCUAGGCUACCAAGCAGCAACUUAAUCUCGAUAGAUGAGAAUAAAACUACAGAAAAUAGUAAUAACAGCAAUAAUAAUAGCAGUAAUAAUUCAUGGAGUGGAUCAUACAAUUUACAGACGUCAUCUAAUUCCCUAAUGUAUUGUGCUGAUAAUUGUGCUAAUCAUGAUAUGGAACCAACAACUGUGUGUUCUACAACAGAAUCAUUGAUACCAACUUCAACGAUCUCAUUUUCAUCUUCUUCAACAGCACCAUCGGUGAUAGCGAGAACAAACUCUAUGCAUCUUAAUAAUGAACAGCACUGUCAUUUAAUGAUUAGACCAGAAGUGAACGAAGUGUCAAGAUCUAAUGGUCCAAUCAGUAGUCACGUCUACCAUUCAACUCCAACAUCAACAUCUUCAUCGUUAACAUCAUCUGCAACUAAUCGUACUUCAAAAGACAAUGAUCCAGGUAUACUGUGGUCGAGAUAGUAAUAAUUAUGGUGAUUUGAAGUUAUAAUAAUCAAUACUUUCAAAGUCAACAGAAAUUUUGUGAAAAUCACUGAUACAAUGCACUAAACUCGUUCAUGUUUUGAUUGUGUUCUUAUCUUUGAUCAUCUAUUGUCUACAGUAAUGCAUGCAGUGUAUAAUUUGAUUCAAUGGAGAAUUCUGAAACUACAGGAUAUCUGAAUAUUACUUUUACUAGAAAAAUCAACACUUCUUUGAAUUAACUUCUCGAAAUAACUUUGAAUUUUGUACAGGAAAACAUAAUUUACAUAAAUACAUAAUUUCUGCCAAG